Messenger RNA from Coccinella septempunctata (seven-spotted ladybird), 1838 nucleotides. Its product is annotated as cytosol aminopeptidase-like. NCBI's taxonomy places the organism in Eukaryota, Metazoa, Arthropoda, Insecta, Coleoptera, Coccinellidae. The transcript has a single exon. The record is from RefSeq and is a predicted model, not a curated record. Gene Ontology annotation, molecular function: manganese ion binding; metalloaminopeptidase activity. Gene Ontology annotation, biological process: proteolysis. The coding region runs from base 101 to 1708 and encodes 535 amino acids. Gene Ontology annotation, cellular component: cytoplasm.
AAUGUGUCAAAUUCAGCGAAUUUUCCUGUCAAAAGCAGUAUAAAUUUUCAACGUCAUAUUAAAUUAUCGUGAAAUUAAGUAUUUAUCCUUCCAUAACAACAUGAGAAUACUAGUUUGUUUCAAGAACGCAACAAAAUUCAAGCAAUUAUUACGGAAUCCCGCUAAAACUUACACUAAAUUUCAUAAGUUUUUUUCUGAUACUUGCGAGACCUCCAGUUGUGAAAGAAAAGGUCUCGUUCUGGGCGUGUACGAUGGAGACUGCGACGAACCUGUUUUCACAAAGGCCGCUCAGAAAUUCAAUGAUCACAUUGGAGGUAAACUGUACGAUUUAGUGAAAGCUGCCGGUCCAGAACUCAUUCACGAAGGAAGUGCAAAAAUAUUCACAAAUCUUUGCAACGAUUUUUGGGUAGUUUCCGUGGCAGGUUUGGGCAAGCUCAAACGGGGAUACAACGAAGUGGAGGCAAUAGAUGAAGGCUUGGAAGCUGUUCGUGUAGCGUCGGCUAUUGGAUCUCUGAAAGCGAAAAUGAACGGCGCCACAAGAAUCUUCGUGGAAGGCAUGGGAUAUCCGGAGCAAGCGGCAGAGGGCGCGACUCUAGCCUUGUGGAGGUAUCAAGAAAACAAAUCGAGGGAACAUUGGAAGCCGGUGCCGACAGUAGAAAUGUACGACGAGUGCGACAGUGAAUGCUUUCAAAGGGGUUUGUUCAAAGCGGAAUCUCAGAACUUCGCCAGACGUUUGUGCGAUACACCAGCUAAUCAGAUGACUCCACUUCACUUUGCUCAAGAAGCCGUCAACGAGCUUUGUCCGUGUGGGAUUAAAGUGUUGGUCCACGAUAAAAAUUGGAUCGAACAUAAGAAAAUGGACGCUUUUUUAACUGUGGCAAGGGGAUCAUGCGAACCGCCGGUGUUUUUGGAAAUUUCAUAUUGCGGCGGGCCUACUGAUCAAAAGCCCAUACUGUUUACUGGAAAAGGAGUCACUUUCGAUAGCGGUGGUCUGUGUCUGAAGAGUUGCCAAUAUUUAGAACGAUUCCGAGCCGAUAUGACUGGAGCAGCGGCAAUCGUGGCUACAAUACGUGCUGCUUCUACAUUGAGCCUGCCUAUCAAUAUAGAGGCUUGCAUUCCGUUAUGCGAAAACAUGCCCAGUGGAAUGGCGAUGAAAUGUGGCGAUGUAGUUACCGCCCUGAAUGGAAAGACCAUUAUGAUAAGUAACACAGCUCACGAAGGACGAGUUCUUCUCGCCGAUGCACUUUGCUACGGACAGCAGAUGCAUAAACCUAGACUUGUUAUAGACGUUGCUAGUUUGACCAGUGGCAUAAGAGCAGCUCUGGGAUCGGCCGCCACAGGAGUUUUCUGUAACUCGCAGACCAUGUGGUCACAAGUGAGAAAAGCCGGAGUCAUCUCGGGAGACCGGGUGUGGCGAAUGCCCCUAUGGAAAUUCUUCACUAAGAGAGUUACAGCUUUCAAAACUCACGACGUGAACAAUCAGGGCUUAGGACAUGGUGCGCCCUGUUUAGCGGCAGCUUUCCUUCAGGAAUUCAUCGAAUGCGUUGAUUGGAUCCAUUUCGAUACCGGUGGUGUGGGAUUCAAAGCGGAACACAAACUUUAUCCAUAUUUAUAUAAGGGUCGAAUGACUGGAAGACCAACAAGGACUCUUAUACAGCUUCUCUAUCAACUUGCGUGUCCUUCAGAGGGACAGCGAGAACUUAAAUGAAUCACCGGUGAUCAUUUGUCGCAAUUGUUAACGUAAAUCUGUAGUGGUUUUUUUUUUCAUGAGUAGAAAAAUAUUUUUUAUUCUAUUUUUUUAUUUAUCCGUCCGAUUGAAUAAAUUAUACUUUUCUAUG